This is a messenger RNA of Diprion similis, 3159 nucleotides long. RefSeq names its product fasciclin-1 (gene Fas1). Gene Ontology annotation, cellular component: extracellular matrix. The transcript is spliced from 15 exons. The record is from RefSeq and is a predicted model, not a curated record. Gene Ontology annotation, biological process: cell adhesion; extracellular matrix organization. Gene Ontology annotation, molecular function: cell adhesion molecule binding. Lineage: Eukaryota; Metazoa; Arthropoda; Insecta; Hymenoptera; Diprionidae. The coding region runs from base 135 to 2159 and encodes 674 amino acids.
AAUCAGUGCUGCUGUUUCUUUUGAUAUUUUUGAAAAUAUACGUAUAAUUAUACGCGCUUAGUUUCCUUCGUGUUAUAUUAUAUCUGUAUUGUUUGUGUGCCAAUUGAUCAGGUGACUUAAUUGUUUAACAGACAAUGAAUCGUGCCGUGUAUGCCGCCCUCCUCCUCCUCCACCUCAUCGUCGGGAUCACCGAUGCUGCCGGCACUGUCGAGUCCAGGAUUCGCGAUGACAACGACUUAUCUCAGUUUUAUCAACUAUUGGAAGCAAGUCGAGUGGCGAACAAUACGUUAAUGUACAGACAAGUGACAGUUUUUGCACCGACGAACAAGGCCUUCCAAAACUACGUCGAAAACACCGAUGAUUUGGUCCUCUACCAUAUGUCCAAUCUUGCCUUGACAACGGACGAAUUCUCGACUUCGAUUCUCUCGGAACUUACGGGAAGCCCACCGCUGUGGGUGACACGAAAAACCGGAAGUUAUCGCCCGGAGAUCUACAUCAACAACGCCAAAGUUCUUAUAGAGCGUAGCAACUACCAGUCGAGCAUCCCUGGUAACAGCGGAGGACCGGAGCAAAAACAGGUGCUCCACAUAAUUAAUGAAGUCCUCGAACCGGUACGAUCCAACGCGGCAGCCCAGCCGAUUUAUAAUCCAGACGCCCUCCAGUUCCUGAACCAGAGUGAGAACCUAAACUUGGGACUGCAUCGUAUACGCUAUUUCCGCCAACGAGUUCAUCUGAUGCACAAGGAGGAUGUAUUCAAGGCUGCCGGACAAUACACCUUCUUCAUCCCGGUUGAUGAGGGCUUCAAGCCGGCUACUCGAUCUGGUAAAAUCGACCAGAAAGUUAUCGACGGUCACGUCAUCUCUGGUUACGCACUCUUCACCGCGCCUACUCCUAACGGCAAGGACUUCAAGACACUCGCCUUCACUGACAAUAUAAAAGUCACCGUCAGCUUCCUCACUGAAAAUGAUGGCAAGAAUACGAGAACCUACAUCAAGUCGAACACAUUGGUUGGUGACAACAACCAUGCAACAGGAGUCGUCCUCGCCGAAAUCGUCAAGGCAAAUAUUCCGGUAAGGAACGGAGUCGUCCACCUGAUUCAGCGACCUUUGAUGGUUGUGGACACGACGGUUACGCAGUUUCUUCAGUCUUUCAAGGGCAUCGACAAAGAAGAUGGACCAGUCUACAAAUUUUACGAAGCAAUUAUGGACGUUGGAGAAGAUUUCUUAAACGACAUCACCAGACAGCGACAAGUGACGUUGUUCGCACCCAGCAAUGCGGCAUGGGAGGAUGCAAGCUUGCAGCACAUUCGCCAAGACAAGAAACGCAUGCUGGAAAUAUUGAAGUUGCAUUACGUGAGAGAGCAGCUGCCACUGGAAAAGAUUUUGAAGAACAACAAGAACCUCCAGAUUGCAAGCAUCGGACGGAAACCCUGGGAGAUAUUUCAGGUCGCGACGGCGGCUGAGCGGAAAAGUCUUUACUUCAACGUAGUUCAAGGGCCGAGUGGAAACGACACGAUCACCGUCGAAGGAGGUGGCGUCAAUGCGACUGUUAUCACACCGAACAUCGCGGCUACGAACGGGAUUAUUCACAUCAUCGACAGAGUUCUUGGUGUUCCUUACACCACGAUACAGGAGAAGCUGAGGACUGACCCGAUGCUGAACUCAACCUAUUUCCUUGGGCAGCGGCGAGGUUUCAACAACCAACUGAACGACACGAGGAAGCGUUUCACUUACUUUGUGCCCCGUGACUUCGCCUGGAAAGCAGCCGAAAUCAAAUUCCCUUCGACUUACAAGAAGCUGUUUAUGCCCGAAUUCUCUUACCACGCUGAGCAGAUAUUGCAACGACACCUGGUGGUAGCUGACCAGGCCUAUACGAUGGCGAAGCUGAAAGACAUGUACUUCAAUGACACCGUGAUCCUGCCGACAAUGAGAGAUACCUUGAUACUUCACGUGAAGGAAGUUGGCGAGAGCUACCACGUCCAAUGGCAGAACGAAUGGAUCCACGUUUUCCGUCCAGACGUCGAGUGCACUAACGGUAUAAUUCACGUUAUCGACGGUGUAUUCCUGAAGGACAGCGACGUACAUGUUAACGGUAGUGCGUCGUUAGCUACGUUCGGACCCCACCUAAUUAUGAUUCUCAUAGCCAAGUGGUUGCUGUAAGUUUGGACGAGCCAAGAAAGGAACAAGAUUUUCAAAAAAUAUAUUAUAAGACGAGAAGCAGAAGAUGAAAUAACAGUUGUAAACGAAUGGCUAUGUCAAUAGUGUAUCUCGAGGCUGAGUGAUUUGAGUUGCGUUCGAAAAUGCUCUGCAAACGUUAUGAACUUGAAACGGCUGGUCUUUGCUCGAGUGAAUAUCCAAUUUCUUCGUCCAGUCGAACUCCACGUUACUCACUAGAUUUUUUUUUCGUUGUAAAGUGCUGAGAGACGGGGAAAAGUUGCGUCGAAUACUUUACGUAAGAAGUUUAACCGGUAACCGGACCGUAUAUGCCAGCGAUCAGAGAAGUUUCCUGUGACAAGGACUAAAAGAUGAAAUAUAAACAGUACAUCGGAUUGAUUCCCCCUCUACCUCCCGUUCCUACCGUGCAAGUAAUUCCUUCGUACACGCCGCUUCGCAUACAUGUACCUGUAACGUAUUGCAAUCCAUAUGAUUCACUCUUAAAUUUCUUACGUAUAAUAAAACUGUGUUGGAAAGUAUUUUCCCUUGAGAUAUACAUCGAGCCACGUGAACAAGGAUUCAAACAAUGUAUGGGGAAUUAACAGGGGACAGAUUAUACGUAUAUGAAUACGUACGAUCUGCAAGGAUUACAGAAAUCUCACGCGUUAUUUUAAACGAAAAACAAAAUAUGAGUGACGAGAAGAAUAUAUACAUAUAUAUUAUAAUUAUAAAUAUAAAUAAAACAAUAGUAAUAAUGAAUGAAUAUUCAUACAAUGAUAAUAAUAAUUGUAAUUGUAAUGAAUACGAUGAUAAUAAAAUUAAUGAUAAAAAUGUUGUUAACAAUACUAAUAACGAUAAUCGCUCAGCCUCAAGCGAGGUAAUAGCCUAUUAUUUAUUCGGAAUUGUCCGGGGGACGAUUCUACUGGUUAGUUAUAAUCGUACGAAGUAAAUAGGUAUUACCUAUACAAGUAUAAAAUGAUCACGUGAAAAAAUUUCAAUAAAAAGA